AUGAAAUACUCAAUUUUUUUGCCUCUGCAAGCACUAAAUGCUUUGGAGCUAGCCCUCGCUUACUCCGGAAACAGUCUCAACGAUUCAACCGUACCUCAAUCGGUGGGUCAACCCGUAGGCCAACCCGUUGGUGGGUUUGUAUCGGUGCGAGCGGGUCGUAAGCAAACACCAUUCCCACAAUGGCUUGCUGACUUCACGGGCCUACACGAAUGGCCCGGGGUCAAUCCGCCCUAUAUUCCCAUGGAUUUCAUCAAUUUUAGUGAAAUUCCAGACUACAAGCGCUACGAACAGGGUGUAUGUGGGGUCAACCCCCGCGAAUCGUGCUCUUUCGACUGCGAUCGCUGUUUGGCUCCCGACGACGUCUUCACAUGUCGCAAAAUCUCCCAGACCUUUGACGACGGUCCGUCUUUGGCCACUGAGAGGCUUUUGAACAGUUUGGAGCACAAGACCACUUUUUUCAACCUGGGUAUCAAUAUUGUCAAUUUCCCAGAUAUGUACCAGAAAAUUCUCGACCAUGGGCAUCUCGUGGGUACCCACACUUGGUCUCACCCAUUUAUGCCCAGUUUGACGAAUGAACAGAUCAUUGCUCAACUCCAGUGGUCGAUUUGGGCAAUGAAUGCAACAGGUAACCAUCUGCCCAAGUGGUUCAGACCUCCUUACGGUGCCAUUGACAAUAGGGUUCGGGCCAUAUCCAGGAUGUUUGGUUUGCAGGCUGUUUUGUGGGACCACGAUUCCUUCGAUUGGCAACUAUUAGUCGAAGAUCAAACAGCAAGAACAGAAGAAGAUAUUUACAGGGAAGUUCAGGACUGGAAGAGACGCGGAACGGGACUCAUUCUCGAACACGAUGGCAGCUUCAGGACCGUUCAAGUUGGAAUCAACAUUGACAAGAUUCUGGGUGAUAAUCAGUUGACAGUUGCAGAAUGCGUUGAAGGGAUCGAUUAUAUAAAGACAUUUCCCUCUAAGGCAAAGGCGAGUUAG
Messenger RNA from Lachancea sp. 'fantastica', 978 nucleotides. The record is from the annotation of a GenBank genome assembly. NCBI's taxonomy places the organism in Eukaryota, Fungi, Ascomycota, Saccharomycetes, Saccharomycetales, Saccharomycetaceae.